Molecule: messenger RNA, 675 nt
Organism: Dermacentor albipictus
Lineage: Eukaryota; Metazoa; Arthropoda; Arachnida; Ixodida; Ixodidae
Source: RefSeq, a predicted model, not a curated record
AUGAUCUUCUUCGAGAGCUUACCGUGCAAGGAAGGCAAGGAAGAAGUCUUUCGCGGAAGAACAAGGAGGCGCCGUCCGUCGACGUCUCUCGCCGAGUCGAAGCAGCAGGCGGAGAGGGGAGGAACACCGAGAAGCGUCUCGGCCGCGACGGAACGCGUGACGAAGUCGCGGCAUCGGGAGGAGAGCCGCGGUUUUAACCCAUUUCGCGAGGAGGCGGCGGCUUCAACGCGAACCACUGGCGAGGGUGGGGGGGCGGAGGGGAGUGGGGAGGUCGAUACAGCGAAGGCGUCCUCCUCAGCUGCUGCUGCUGCUGCUGCUGCUGCUGCUGCUGCUGUGUUUGGUGCGACCGCCUGCCUGCCUGCUGGCGUCUCGCAAUCGUCGCAGCAGCAGCCGCAGCAGCACGCGGCAGCUGCGGCGUGCGCCCGCGCCUCUUGCGUCGGCGACCUUCGCGAGAUCGCGCCGAGAAGGUUCGAAGAAGAAGCGACGGCGGCGAAGUCGGCAGCGAGCUCGACGACCACCGCCGUCUACGCGCCGUCGCCGAGACAUGGAACCCGCACGAUGUGCGGAGGCGAGCGCGGGCGGCCACCGUCUAGACGCGCCUGUCGGGACCGCCGCUUCGACUGGCCGACGCUCUGUACGCUACGGCCACGCGCCGCCAAGCGAUGCUCGCAGUGA